CUCGAGGUGUCCCUGCGCUCUAGCAAACACCUCUUUUUAACAAAAAGUUAAGAAGUAGGAUUUUUUUUUUUUCGAAAGACGCAAUGGCGCAGUCAGGCACUCCUUACAAACUUGAUCCUGACCAGGUCUUGCGUGCGGCCACCGCUCUACUCAAGGCGAUUGAACGCUCUAAAGAGCAGAUCAAGACCGAGAAACCUGGCAAGAAACCGGAUCUGUUCGACGCAGAUGGUGAAGAAGGGGCGGAUGCCAAGGACACCCCAAUAUGGCUUGUCUUCACCGCAAAGAAGCACAUUCUCGACAGCAACAGACUGAAGCCGGGCAAAAUAAAGGUUCCACACCCUGUCCUGACGAGCGACGACUCUAAGAUAUGCCUCAUCACUUGUGAUCCGCCUGCAGGCCGCCCAACUGCCUACAAAGAUCUCGUCGCCUCACCCGCAUUUCCAGCAGAGCUCAAACAGCGCAUCACAAAAGUAAUAGCCAUCUCCAGACUGAAGGCAAAGUAUGGAAAAUCGUUUGAGGCCAAGAGACAAUUGCUUGCAGAAUACGACAUCUUCCUUGCCGAUGAACGCAUCAUUACCGGCCUUCCCAUGAUUCUAGGCAAGGUUUUCUUCAAGUCCACGAGCAAGAGACCGAUCCCCGUAGAUCUCACCGGUAAGCUAAGAUACGCCGGCGAGGGACGGCCGGACAAGACCAAACUGCCUGCGAAGAAGAAGGGCGUGGCUUCGGAGAUCAUUGGUGCUCCAGCAGACAUAGCUGCCGAGAUCGAGAAGACGCUGCAGACUACCCUGGUGCACCUUGCGCCCUCGGCGACGACGAGCGUCAAGGCGGCGCUCGCCGAUUGGACGCCCAAAGACGUAGCGGAAAAUGUGGAAGCCAUCGUCGAGAAGAUGGUCGAGCAGUAUAUUCCAAAAAAGUGGCGGGGCGUCAAGUCGAUACACAUCAAGACGCCGACCAGCGCCGCGCUGCCCAUCUGGCUCGCUGACGAGCUGUGGGUCGACGAAAAUCAGGUCUUGGAUUCGGAAGAGACGCCGGUGCUGCUCACAAAGAAGCAGCUCAAAAGGAAGGAGUUCGAGGAGAGGAAGGAGAAGUUUGCGCUCGAAGCGGCCGAGAAGAAGAGGAAGAGCCUGGACGGCCCAGUCGCGCCCACGCCGAAGAAAGCCAAGCUGAUCGAAAGCGGGAAGAGGGCGGUCAAAGUAUGAUUGGGAUUCGCGCAUACGGAAAGGGCGUUUACGGUAAAGAAAAUAGUUUGUGGAGUACAUGAAAUGUCAUUUGGAUUGGCGCUGACUUUGGCUUAACUUUUUUUUGGUACCUCUAUGUACAUGGAUUCGUGAGCUAGAGGUUUGCUUCCAAUCAUGGGCACCUAGUAAACAGUUUUAAAAAAAAAAUAAAUGAAAACUUGUC
Messenger RNA from Verruconis gallopava, 1401 nucleotides. RefSeq lists its product as uncharacterized. NCBI's taxonomy places the organism in Eukaryota, Fungi, Ascomycota, Dothideomycetes, Venturiales, Sympoventuriaceae. Bases 84 to 1199 code for a protein of 371 amino acids. The transcript is spliced from 3 exons. The record is from RefSeq and is a predicted model, not a curated record.